UCCAUCGAUAUAUCGAUGUAUAUCGGAAAGUCGAAAACAUCGGUUAUAUUCGAUACAUCGAAUAGCAAACAUCGAUGUUUUUUUUUGCAUCGCUGGAAAGAUGGCAAGCUUGAGCAGUAUUUUCAUGGUGUUAGGGUCGAUGGUAACAACAAAUUGUGUUGUUACGCGCAUCCAGACGCACCACUAAUUGAGGACUAUCGGGCUGGAGACAUGAUAUGUUCGGAUUGUGGGCUUGUAGUUGGUGACCGCGUCAUUGAUGUGGGAUCUGAAUGGCGUACAUUUAGUAAUGAGAAAAGCGGAGUUGACCCCAGUCGCGUUGGUGGGGCGGAAAAUCCAUUGCUGGGUGGCAGCGAUUUAUCUACUAUAAUUGGACCUGGGACCGGGUCCGCUUCUUACGAUUCUUUUGGCGCACCAAAAUAUCAAAAUAGGCGCACAAUGAGCAGUUCCGACAGGUCAUUGAUUUCAGCUUUUAAAGAAAUCUCAACGAUGGCUGAUCGAAUAAAUCUCCCAAAAACCAUAGUGGAUCGUGCGAAUAACCUUUUCAAACAGGUGCAUGAUGGUAAAAAUCUUAAGGGCCGGUCGAACGAUGCAAAGGCAUCGGCGUGUUUGUACAUUGCGUGUCGACAGGAGGGUGUGCCACGUACUUUUAAGGAAAUUUGUGCUGUCAGCAAAAUAAGUAAAAAAGAAAUUGGACGUUGCUUUAAGUUGACUCUAAAGGCUCUUGAAACUAGUGUGGAUUUAAUUACCACAGCAGAUUUUAUGUCCCGAUUUUGCGCCAAUCUGGAUCUACCAAAUAUGGUACAGCGGGCCGCGACGUAUAUUGCAAAGAAGGCUGUCGAAAUGGACAUUGUUCCAGGAAGAUCACCUAUAUCAGUUGCAGCCGCUGCUAUUUACAUGGCUUCUCAG
Messenger RNA from Rhagoletis pomonella (apple maggot), 906 nucleotides. It is a transcript of the gene TfIIB, whose product is annotated as transcription initiation factor IIB. Gene Ontology annotation, molecular function: RNA polymerase II general transcription initiation factor activity; TBP-class protein binding. Gene Ontology annotation, biological process: transcription initiation at RNA polymerase II promoter; transcription preinitiation complex assembly. Lineage: Eukaryota; Metazoa; Arthropoda; Insecta; Diptera; Tephritidae. The record is from RefSeq and is a predicted model, not a curated record. Gene Ontology annotation, cellular component: transcription preinitiation complex; nucleus.